Messenger RNA from Talaromyces marneffei, 987 nucleotides. RefSeq lists its product as uncharacterized. NCBI's taxonomy places the organism in Eukaryota, Fungi, Ascomycota, Eurotiomycetes, Eurotiales, Trichocomaceae. The transcript has a single exon. Gene Ontology annotation, molecular function: arylformamidase activity. The record is from RefSeq and is a predicted model, not a curated record. The coding region runs from base 1 to 987 and encodes 328 amino acids.
AUGUCCGACCCUCUCCCUGCAACGUACGAGGACCUCCCCAACCCUCGCCAGUACUGGCCAGCUGCCUCCGGCUCGUAUGAGGAAGGUCUUGGAAUGCUGCGUCUCCUAACCCCCGAAGUCGUCUCCUCUGCUGCCCGCACUGAAAUCCAGUCUGGAGAACGCGUAUGCCUAAACUGGGAACUCGAGAACCUCAACCCGCCCGGAUUCGGUCGUCGCCCGUUUAACCACUUGAUCAAAUUCGUGGAUGGCAGCAAUGGCGUCGCAUUAGAUGAUGAGUACCACUUCAACCCUCAGCAGUCCUCUCAAUGGGAUGGUUUGAGACAUCAUUCUGCCCCUUGGCCAGACAAGGAGAACCCCGAAAGAAAGCUGUGGUAUGGCGGUACAACGGUGGAAGAAAUUAUGAACACCGAUUCAUCUCGUAUUGGUAUUGGGCAUUGGGCUAAGAAGGGAAUUGCUGGUCGUGGUGUGUUGAUCGAUUAUGCCUCCUGGGCUGAGCGCACCAAGGGUCUGAAGCCGGACUAUGCCUUGACACGCCACAAGGUCACUCUCGACGACGUCCUCGCCAUCGCAAAAGAGAGCAAUAUUGAAUUCAAACAAGGAGACAUUUUAUUCCUCCGCGUAGGUCUCCCACAAACUUGGAAUGCAAUGUCCGCCGCAGAGCGAAAAACCUACUCCGAACAAGCAGUCCCCCAACACGCCGGUAUUGAGCAAUCCGAGCGUGUCCUCAAAUUCCUCUGGAACAACCAUUUCUCAGCCGUUGCCAGUGAUGCCGUCAGCUUUGAGGUUUACCCAGCCAUUGAGGAGGAGUUUGAUUUGCAUCAUCACAUUUUGGCGGGUUGGGGUCUGCCUAUUGGCGAGAUGUUUGAUUUGGAUGGGUUGGCUGAAUUUUGUAAGCAACAUAAUAGGUGGACUUUCUUUGUCAGCAGUAGUCCAUUGAAUUGUGCUCGAGGUGUGAGCAGUCCUCCUAACUGUAUGGCUAUUUUUUAG